Aspergillus glaucus CBS 516.65 is the source of this 2735-nucleotide messenger RNA. RefSeq lists its product as uncharacterized. The transcript has 4 exons. The coding region runs from base 281 to 2659 and encodes 792 amino acids. The record is from RefSeq and is a predicted model, not a curated record. Gene Ontology annotation, molecular function: oxidoreductase activity, acting on the CH-OH group of donors, NAD or NADP as acceptor; NADP binding; UDP-glycosyltransferase activity. NCBI's taxonomy places the organism in Eukaryota, Fungi, Ascomycota, Eurotiomycetes, Eurotiales, Aspergillaceae.
AAAAAAAAAAAAAAAAAAAAAAAAAAAAAAAAAAAGUGUAUAUAGAUAGGGCAAGGUGGGAAAUCCUUAUACAUACAUUUCCGCAUAGACAAUAAUGCAUAAUAUUAAUGUGAACAGGCAUGAGCAGACAUUCACUUUUCAGGUGAAUUGAACUGGUUAUUCACUGUCUUCCCUUUGUUGUGGUUAUCACUCCCAAAUCAAUUUUUCACACCCACCUCCAUCGUUGUUGCCCUCCUCACCUUCCCUUCUUUUUUCCUCCUCCAACCAUGCAAACAUAACCAUGCCCACCAUCCUCUUCCUCACAAACAGCGAACUAGGCCAGGCCUCCGUCUGCCUAGCCGUCGCCCACGAAUUCCUCCUGCGCCCAACCUACACCAUCCACAUCGCCUCCUUCGCCUCCCUCCGCAACUCCAUCUCUCAACUCAACCUCCGCGCCAUCUCCUUCCUCCCCAUCUCCUCGCGCUCCGCCCGAGUACGCCCAGCAACCUUCCACAUCCUCCCGGGCCUCUCAAUGAAACAAGCUCUCGAGCAAUGCCACAUCUUCGACGCCAGCAAGGCCUUCAAACUCCACGGUUUGGGCUUCCAGGCUGCCUGCCAGGCGUACAAGGAUGUGUUGGCGAAGGUGAUCGCGCCGUGGAGUGGGGAGGAGUAUGUUGCGAUAUACGAUGAGUGUGUUAGUGUGAUUGAGAAGGUUGAUCCGGAGUUGGUUGUUGUGGAUGCGUUGUUUGGGCCGGCGUUGGAUGCGGUGCGGUCGAUUGGGGAAAGGUUUGUGGUUUUGAGUCCGAAUACGUUUAGGGAGCAUGCUGCGCAGCCGAAGUUGGCGGAGUUGUGGAAGUUUCCUAUGCUGUGCUCUGGAUAUCCUUAUCCGCUGCCGUGGAACCUGAUGCUUCCGAAUGCUAUUCUUGGUUUGCGCUUGCUGGCCGCGGUCAAGUCUAGUCCCCAGCUGAAGCAGGUUGGGAGAGCGCGCAAACGCCACGGUAUUAAUCACGCCAUUCCCGAUAUGUUUAUCAAUCCGGACGACAAGAAAGUCCUUGCCGUUAUCCUUCCCGGCCAUGCUGAGUGCGAAUUUCCCUGCUUCCUGCCUGACAAAUUCACUCUCUGUGGACCGAUCUUGCGACCCUACGCCCCUAUCUGCGACGAGCAUCCAGAUCUGGCGCAUUGGCUUGCUCAGCGGCCGACUGUGCUUGUUAGUCUGGGCUCGCUUGUGGUGUUCACCCCGUCUAUGGAGAGACAGUUUGCGAGGGGAUUGAAGAUGUUAUUGGAGACGAGACCGGAUAUGCAAGUCCUUUGGAAACUACCACGUGCUGAGCCGCAGAGCACCACGCAAGAAGAGACGUUGGAGUGUCUGUCUACAGAGAUCGGUGAAGGACGCGUCCGCAUAAUGCCUUGGCUGCCCGUGGAACCUAUCUGCAUCCUACAGAGCGGACGCGUGGAGUGCAUUGUACACCACGGCGGAGCCAACACCUUCUACGAAGCCAUCAAAGCCGGCGUCCCCCAGGUCGUCCUUCCCAUCUGGCUAGACACAUACGACUUCGCCCACCGCGUCGAAUACCUAGGCGUCGGCGUCUGGGGUAAUCGUCAGAACGCACCGGCCGUCAAGGGCUACGAACUCGGACAGGCGUUGAAGCGCAUGCUGGCUAGUGUGCAGAAAAUCAAAGUGCAACGGCGCGCGCGGGAGGUUGCGUCUGAGUUGGGUGGUAAGGAAGGUCGUGUGGUGGCUUAUAUAAUGGCCAACCAACACGUCGCAUGGGUCGGUCUGGGCAAUAUCGGCCGAGGCAUGGUCCAAAACAUCGCCGAGAAAGGUCCUCAGUCCUCUCUGACCGUCUACAACCGCACAACCUCCAAGGCGGAGUCUUUCGUCUCGACUCUUCCCCCCAACAAAGCCAGCGUCGCCUCGUCCCCCCCCGAAGCCGUGAACCCCGCAACCCUAAUCUUCACUUGUGUCGGUGACGACCCGGCGCUCGAUCAGAUCUUCGCUGCCAUUCUGGAAGCCAAGGAUCUGGAUAUCUCGGGUAAGACCUUUGUCGACUGCUCGACCGUGCACCCCGACACUUCGAGGAAGACGCAGGCUGCGCUUAGCCAGCGGGGAGCGGCGUUCGUCGCAUGCCCGGUGUUUGGUGCACCGAAUAUGGCUGUUGCGGGACAGUUGGUUGUUGUUCCUGCUGGAUCUGCAGAGGCAAUUGAGCGUGCGCGGCCGUAUCUGGACGGUGUUACUGCGCGUGCUACCCUCCCACUCACUGGCAACGAGGAUGUCGGCCGCGCGAGUCUUAUGAAGGUCCUCGGCAACACAUUCAUCCUCAACAUGGUCGAAUCACUCGCCGAAGGCGUCACCGCAGCCGAGAAGACCGGCCUGGGCGCGGAGAUGUACGAGCAAUGGGUCGCUGCGAUGUUCCCCGGCGCAUUUGCAAAGUACGCGGAACGGAUGACCUCGGGAGACUACCACAAACGCGAGGAGCCUCUUUUCGCGGUUGAUCUUGCGAGGAAGGAUUUGCGCCAUGCGAGUACGUUGGCUAGUGAGGGGGGUAUGAGGUUGAAAAGUGUGGAGGUUACGGAUGGGUACUUACAGGAGGUUAAGAAGGAGAGGGGGGAGAAGGGGGAUGUUGCAGCUGUUUAUGGGGCGAUUCGGAAGGAAGCUGGGUUGCCGUUUGCUAAUAACUAAGUUGUUUAGAUAGAGUGUAUAUAUAUUUAUAAGUAUCGGAAUUUCUCAACCCAUUGCAACUUUCCUCUUCCGGAUG